Molecule: messenger RNA, 828 nt
Organism: Colletotrichum truncatum
Lineage: Eukaryota; Fungi; Ascomycota; Sordariomycetes; Glomerellales; Glomerellaceae
Product: aminodeoxychorismate lyase
Molecular function (GO): catalytic activity
Source: RefSeq, a predicted model, not a curated record
AUGGCAUUUAAUUUUGAGCUAUUCACGUCACUCAGAUUUGAUCCCGGUUUAUUGGGUAUUCCCAAGAGACGUCUGGCAAACGCGGGGUGGAACGCCAAAAUGACCUCGCCAUACUACAUGUUGGACUUCCACCGAGAUCGGAUGCUGCGAGCCGCUACGCACUGGAAGUGGACUAACGCCAUCGAAGCCAUUUCAGGCGAUAAAGGCUUGCAAAACCUCGUCGAUGCUAUUGAAGCCUUCUUGAGCCAGUCCGGAAAGGAAAGCCCAUUGAGAGUCAAGGUCCUCCUGACAUCAAAUGGGAAGCUCAGCUGCGAGGCAUCGCAGGUGCCGGCUGUGCCAUUGCAGAACCUCUUUCCGGAGAGACUUCCACCACCCGGAAGCACCAAGGAAGCAGGGGAUCCUUCCGAGGAGCCCCUAAUGGAAGUCGUCAUUGACGAAGCUGCUACUGUACAAUCAGAGUACACCCAUUUCAAAACUACCAAGCGGACUAUGUACGACACAGCUCGAGACCGUGCAAGUAUUGCGCCCACAGAUCGCAAAGAAGUUCUACUAGUCAACUCGAGAGACGGCACUGUUAUGGAAGGCAGCUUGACCACCCCUUGGUUCUGGAGGAAUGGUAGAUGGGUCACGCCGCCGGUGUCUGCCGAAUAUAACCCCGAGACUGGAAGCGGCGGCCAGGACGGGACUACCCGGAGAUGGGCCCUUGAAAGGAAUUUGGCCGUAGAAGAGGAGGUCAAAGCCAGCAGUUUGGUCGAUGGCGAGCCAUGUUGGGUGAGCAAUGGUGUUCGUGGUUUCACCUUUGGCAAGAUUCGCGUCAGCGCCGCAUGA